Molecule: messenger RNA, 795 nt
Organism: Papilio machaon (common yellow swallowtail)
Lineage: Eukaryota; Metazoa; Arthropoda; Insecta; Lepidoptera; Papilionidae
Product: NADH dehydrogenase [ubiquinone] iron-sulfur protein 3, mitochondrial
Exons: 2
Coding region: 1-795 (264 amino acids)
Molecular function (GO): NADH dehydrogenase (ubiquinone) activity
Source: RefSeq, a predicted model, not a curated record
AUGGCGCCACUAUCUUCAUUGACAUUGCAACACACUAUCUACGUUGAUACAUCAAACGAACUAAUAUUCCAUAGAAGUUUUAAUUUUAACCAAGAUUCAGUUGAAAAAGUUAACCAGCUCACAUUGGAACCGAUCGAAUAUGAGAGUUGCACGCUAAGGAGACACGAUAAUGAUAGACGUCAAACUCUUUACGAGUUCGGUUUAUACGUUGGGGCAUGUUUACCAAAAUUCGUGCAAAAGAUUCAAAUGCAACACACCGACGAAUUGGAGAUACUCGUCGCCCCCGAAGGCUUGUUCCCCGUUCUAAGUUUUAUGUGUUACCACCAAAACGCCUGCUUCAAUCAAUGCUCGUCGGCGACGGCUAUCGAUGUUCCGAGUCGCACGUACAGGUUCGAAGUUGUUUAUGACAUUCUUAGUUUGAGAUUCGGGGAAAGAGCCAGAGUUAAAACUUAUACCGACGAGGUGACCCCCUUGCAUUCGGCUUAUGAUCUUUGGAACGGCGUGAACUGGUACGAACGAGAAAUAUACGACAUGUUUGGUAUCAUUUUUACUCACCAUCCUGAUUUGAGGAGAAUUUUGACAGACUACGGGUUUAAAGGUCAUCCUCUGAGGAAGGAUUUCCCCCUAGUUGGGUACACAGAGGUGCGGUACGAUGAUGGCUUGAAGAAACUGGUGUAUGAGCCUGUUGAGUUUGCUCAGGAAAUGCGAAGCUACCAGUUGGAAUCUCCGUGGAAUUAUUACAAAAAUUUUGAUGAAGAUUACAGUACUCCACCGCCGCCUCCCAAAAAGAAGUAA